Messenger RNA from Solanum verrucosum, 648 nucleotides. RefSeq lists its product as uncharacterized. Lineage: Eukaryota; Viridiplantae; Streptophyta; Magnoliopsida; Solanales; Solanaceae. Bases 1 to 648 code for a protein of 215 amino acids. The record is from RefSeq and is a predicted model, not a curated record. The transcript has 4 exons.
AUGGUGGUGACUAAUGGGAAGAAUGAGGUAAUCCCCACAAGAAUAGUGACUGGGUGGCGGAUUUGCAUGGACUACAGAAAGUUGAACGACGCCACCAGAAAGGACCAUUAUCCGAUUGUUAUUGCACCAGAGGACCAGGAGAAGACCACCUUCACUUGUCCAUUUGGCAUAUAUGCGUUUAAGCGCAUGCCAUUCGGCUUGUGCAAUGCCCCGGCCACAUUUCAGAGAUGCAGAUGUGACAUAGCAGUUGGGGCAGUGCUUGGACAGCGGAAAGAUAAGAUGUUUCAUUCCGUCUACUAUGCAAGCAAAACACUUGAUGCAGCCCAAUCAAAUUAUAUUAUUACUGAGAAAGAGAUGCUGACAUUAGUGUUCGCGUUUGAUAAGUUCAGAUCAUACUUGAUAAGAGAUGGGAAGGGAACUGAGAAUCAGAUAACUGAUCAUCUGUCCAGACUGAAGGAUUCAUCUCAUGUGAAAAAUGAGGGGCAGAUUCGUGAAGAGCUUCUUGACGAGCAAUUGCUUUCUUUGGACCUUGCUCAAGUGCCUUGGUAUGCUGAUAUUGUGAAUUUUCUAGUGAGUGGUUUAUUUCCACCUGGGGCCUCAACACAUCGAAAACAGAGGCUGAAGUAUGAUGCAUGCUUCUAUAUAUAG